Penicillium expansum is the source of this 1896-nucleotide messenger RNA. RefSeq lists its product as uncharacterized. Bases 1 to 1896 code for a protein of 631 amino acids. NCBI's taxonomy places the organism in Eukaryota, Fungi, Ascomycota, Eurotiomycetes, Eurotiales, Aspergillaceae. The transcript has a single exon. The record is from RefSeq and is a predicted model, not a curated record.
AUGAAGCAAGAUGCCUCCCUAGAGCCAUUCUCUGAAACAGAGCCCAUGGAUGAAGAACUAGACCAAAACGAACAUGAAUUUGACACAGUAAUGCGAGGGCAGCCAUUGCCUUUCCGGGAUGACUCUGAUGACGGAAGCUAUGAGGGCAAUAAUCGUGGCAGAAGUCGCAUACGCUCAAACGAACUCCAGGAGUCUCAGCCUGAGCCAAUUUACUACGUAGUCGACCGAGGUCUUGACCUGCCACCUGGGGUUGAGCGUCCCAAUCUAUUUGAAGGGCACGCCAAUUCGUGGAGGAACUAUAACGCCGACGAUAUUGGAGCCUAUAAUGCAAUGAUUACCCACCGAACCAGAGAUUUGGCAGCUCACCUUUACAACGCCCACGUGAUUCGCAGGCGAGCGCGGGACACUGCCCGGAAGAACCCUGGGGUCAUUGACAAAGCGCCACUGCGUGUGAACAAGCGAUGGGCUGCAUGGCCUGUUCAUGCGUCCACAGUUCCCCGCUCCAGUGAGAUUAUCCAGAGGAGAGCGGAUGCCCCUGAUAUUUUCCAAAUGGAACCUGAUCCCCGACCCAGUGCGGAAUUGGAGGAAUGCAUUACAGCGUUCAUAUUGAAGACUUCCAAGGAGACCUUCCAAGCCCGAGAGUUGGAUUUUGAAGAAAUCGCAGAUAAUCCCCGGGAUAAGUUGGACGACGGGGAUGAGCUGAUGGACGAUGAAUUGGGGAAAAAGGAGGAGGAAGAUGAAGAAGUGCCAGUCGAUACUAGAAUCCUGCGACCAAUAGCCCUGCUUGAUGACGAGAAAUCACUGCGCCAAUUACGACCACUGGCCCGCAAUGUGAUCUCACAAGUAGACAGUCUGCUAUACGGGCUCCAUUGCGCCACGAAGGGUCGCAAAUUCGAGGAAGACUCUGGUGACGAGCAAUGGAGUGAUUCGGACGAAGAAGACCAUGAGACUCUCGAGAGCCCUAAUCGCAGGAGCAGAAGUCGAUCGCGUGGUCGGAGAAGUGCUCGACAGGAGUCUCAGGAGCGGGGCUUGUCACGUCGUUCCAACAGUGCACGCAUGUCCAUUGGACCGGACAGGGAAGAUGGGAACUUACCAGAAGUUUCCCAAACCCGAGCGCAAUCUCGCGACUCCUCUGCUGGUCAAGAUAUCAAUCAACACGCCAAGGACCGAUUCAAACUGCGAGACUGGAGUGAAGUCAUAGGACUUGCAUCAAUGAUGGGCCUGCCCACUCCCGCAGUACUGCGCGCAUCAAAGCGAUGCGCCGAUCUUUUCGGCGAAGACAUGGAAUUUAGAAGAAUGCCGGAAGGCAGGGUAAAAAAGAGGAGCAAGACAGGUGCUGAAGAAGAAUAUGCCUACACCGACAGCGAGAGUGAGAUCGACUCGGCGCCGCUGAGUCCUCAGCCAAUCCUUCCGCCAAAUCCCCGAACAAGUCGCAGCCGGCUUAUCAUACCUGAGCUUGAACCCCGGCCCACGGCGAAGAAGACACCCAAAGCUAAAGCGGUGUUAUCUAAGUCUAAAGCGAAGAUCCCUAAAUCUAAACCGAAGACAACAAGCCGGCGAAGCUCGAAGAUACACAAGACUCCUCGAAUCGUUCCUCCCUCCUCAUCCCCGUCCCCAGCCCCAGAGGAGCUACCAGAACCAGUGCCAGAACCUACUGUACAGGACACAGAAGAAGCCGUGGAACAGGAGCCAAAGACGGCUAAACCAGCCGCUGGAAAGGGUGCUCAUCGGAAAGUGGAUAUUGUCUGCCCUUUCAGGGCAUGCACUCGACAUACGAAUGGGUUCUCGCGAAAGUGGAACCUGCACCAACAUAUGAAAACCACCCAUGGCAUACAUGUUGCUCCUGGGAAUGAAGCCUCGACUGAACCUGAUGAUCCGGUUAUCAUAAUCGAAUAG